AUGCUCUGGUUAUACAAUAAAAUAAAAGAUCUGACUUUAGUUGUCAAUUUUGCGAAUUUUGUUCACUUGUUGAUAUCAUCAAAAUGGUCAAGUGUAUACUGUAUCAACGCUGUUGUAACUAAAUAUUACAAUAACAAUGAAGUUAAUGAUUAA
This is a messenger RNA of Theileria orientalis strain Shintoku, 153 nucleotides long. RefSeq lists its product as hypothetical. Lineage: Eukaryota; Apicomplexa; Aconoidasida; Piroplasmida; Theileriidae. The record is from RefSeq and is a predicted model, not a curated record. Bases 1 to 153 code for a protein of 50 amino acids. The transcript has a single exon.